Molecule: messenger RNA, 3162 nt
Organism: Spodoptera exigua (beet armyworm)
Lineage: Eukaryota; Metazoa; Arthropoda; Insecta; Lepidoptera; Noctuidae
Source: the annotation of a GenBank genome assembly
UGCGAAUUCAUUAUUAGUAAAACAAAAGGCGAUCAGGGGCUACGUAAUCAAGUCACCUUAUAAAUCGUAUCGUUUUGUUUACAAUGGUGGGUCGCGUGUGUGGGGCGAGUGUUGCAGUGGGGUCCAGUUUCUCAGUCCGCGUCCGUCGGUCCCGUGAGCCGGCCGUGUCACCGAGGACGCAGUAAUCCGCUGUGAUCGUACACGCGGCAUCGUGGCGCGUGGCACACCAUAUUGAAGCAACUCAUACAUUUUUUAAUGACACUGUGAUAACACGACAUUGAUAAUGAGUUGAGUUAUUUAUUAUGCCUGUUAAAUAAUACGAGAACAUUGUGAACUAAAGUGAUAAUAGUGCCUUGUGAACAUGUAUAGCUUCGAUAAGGAUUUGUGGCAUGUGAGGAGGCCAUCGGAGUCGCAGGAGACUCCCAACAGCGGUUCUACAGAGAGAGAACGGAGUGAGAGCCCCACAAGUGCAGUGGGCGCCGAGGCGCCCCGGGAGCUCCCCAAUGAGCUGUCAGCCCCGUACGAGGUCCCACAGUUCCCCAUAGAGCAGAUUGAGAAGAAACUCCUCAUACAAAGGCAGCUGAACGUCAAGGCAGCAGAAUGCGGUCAAUCAGUGCGUUCGUUCGGUGGCAGCGAGGCAGGUGGCGCGGGCGCGGUCUUCGACGAGAGGCUGCGGUCCGCUGAUGAUGACGAGACCGACUUUGUGCUACCACACUUCCAGAGAGUCGCCAUCAGUGGAGAAGAUACUUCUGGGGUCCCGCUAGAAGAUCUCCAGCAAGCGUCCUCAUACUUGGUCCAGGCGCUGGAGAUGCGCAAGCGCUACAUGGAGAUGUCGCAGCAGAGCUACGCCACCAUCACGGCGCGGUUCGUGCGCAGUACUGACGCCAACGCGCCCGCGUACGUGCCCAGCGUACAUGUCCAGAAGCACAUCGCUGAUCACAUCGUCCACCCACCGUUCAGGGCGGGCAAGGAUCCGUGGGAGUGCCACAAUCCUGAGCCGAAGGAUUACGUGAUCAGACCAGACAAGGGCGUGUUCAACUUGUACAAGAAGGGAGAGAACGGGCAGGAGGAGCGGCUGCCGUACCAGUACAUCACGCUGCAGCAGUUCAUUCAGGACAAAAAUACCAUGUGCAACAUGAUGUCGGAUGGACCACUCAAAUCGUUCUGCUACCGUCGACUGUCGUACCUGUCGUCCAAGUUCCAGUUGCACGUUCUGCUCAAUGAGCUUCGGGAGCUCGCCUCGCAGAAGGCGGUGCCUCACCGGGACUUCUACAACAUAAGGAAAGUGGACACUCACAUCCACGCAGCAUCGUGUAUGAACCAGAAACAUCUUCUUCGCUUCAUCAAGAAGACCUUGAAGAACCAUGCUGAUGAGGUAGUGACCCUCCACAAGGGCACUCCGAUGACGCUGAAGUCAGUGUUCCAGUCUAUGAACCUCAGCACCUACGACCUUACAGUGGAUAUGCUGGACGUGCAUGCUGACCGCAACACGUUCCACCGUUUCGACAAGUUCAACGCCAAGUACAACCCUAUCGGCGAGAGCAGACUGCGCGAGGUCUUCCUCAAGACUGACAACUACAUGAACGGGAAGUACUUCGCUAGGAUCAUCAAGGAAGUGGCAUCAGAUUUAGAGGAGAGCAAGUACCAGAAUGCGGAGCUGCGGCUGUCGAUCUACGGCAAGAGUCCCGGCGAGUGGGCCAAGCUGGCCAAGUGGGCCAUACAGUACAACGUCUACUCCGACAACGUGCGCUGGCUCAUUCAGAUACCUCGACUAUACGAUAUCUUCAAGUCGAACAAGAUCAUGACUAACUUCCAAGAGUUCCUGAGCAACAUCUUCCAGCCGCUGUUCGAGGUCACCAGGGACCCCAACAGUAACUACGAACUGCACAAGUUUCUUACUCACGUAGUAGGCUUCGACAGUGUGGACGAUGAGUCGAAGCCAGAAAAUCCAAUGCUGGAUGCUGACGCUAAGAGUCCCGAGGAGUAUGAUGACGAGGAGAAUCCGCCGUACGCGUACUAUCUCUACUACAUGUACGCCAACAUGACUGUGCUGAACCACUUCAGGAAGGAGCAAGGCUUAAACACCUUUGUGCUACGCCCUCACUGCGGUGAAGCAGGUCCCGUGCAGCAUCUCGUCUGCGGAUUCUUACUCGCUGAGAACAUUUCCCACGGUCUGCUGCUUAGGAAGGUGCCAGUCCUGCAGUACCUGUACUACCUGGCGCAGAUCUACAUCGCGAUGUCCCCCCUCAGCAACAACUCUCUGUUCCUGAACUACCACCGCAACCCUCUGCCGGAGUUCCUGGCUCGAGGGCUCUGCAUCACGCUCAGUACUGAUGACCCGUUGCAAUUUCACUUCACCAAGGAGCCGUUGAUGGAGGAAUAUAGUAUUGCAGCGCAGGUAUGGAAGCUCAGCUCUUGCGACAUGUGUGAGCUCGCCAGGAACUCUGUGCUCAUGUCCGGGUUCCCGCACGAGAUGAAGCAGUACUGGUUGGGCCCGAACUACAUGAAGGAGGGAGUGGCCGGCAACGAUAUUACACGCACCAACGUACCAGACAUACGCAUCUCCUUCCGCCACGAGACCCUCCUCGACGAACUCACUAACAUCUUCAAGAGUCGCUUUGCCCAGCCCGAAGCGCCUUUAACAACUAAUGGAAACAACGGUGGCGUGUCUCCAGCCAUUCCCAACUUUGCUGCCCCUAUAGUCAGCCUUAAACGACCAUCUCUUGUGUAGAAUUUCACCAAGUGAAAAUAGAUACUUAAAUUACAAAUACUUAUAAUUUAAAUUGCCUUACAAUAAUAGAAAUGAGAUGAAAUAUCUACCUCAACUUCAUACAUAUAAUUCUAACGUCAAUAAAACAAAUCAUAUUUUUUACAUAUAGGGUAGGUACAAUAAAAUUCAAAAUUAAUUUCCUGGAUUGAUUUACGACAACGUAACAGUGUUUAAGUCCUCUGAUUGGUUGGUUAUAUCGCACCCGGCCAAUUAGAGCGCCAUACGUUACAAAUGUGUCGAUCGCCUUUACGUAAAAAAAAAAGAAAAAUCAAAGGCUUUACCACGUAGGCACUGCCGGUGUAGGGGCCACUGACACCUCGGGCUUUUUGUAUUAUGAAUGUAAACUGCAUUUUUAUUGUAAACUAUUUAGAUUGUCACGUAAGCCUAUUUAA